Messenger RNA from Aspergillus calidoustus, 2841 nucleotides. NCBI's taxonomy places the organism in Eukaryota, Fungi, Ascomycota, Eurotiomycetes, Eurotiales, Aspergillaceae. The record is from the annotation of a GenBank genome assembly.
CAACUUCACAGCAUCAACUAUCGAGGACGGCUCCCUCGUAGAUGUACAUCAGUGACAUCAUGGUACGUCCAACAUGAGUCUGACGCGAGUCUCCUGACGGCCAAGGUGAUCCUGGCGGCCAUCUCAACUUAGCAGUUCGACCUCCGGAGUGCUCAAUGUGGAGAGAUGCGGUGGUGGGGCGAAAGAUGGAGCUGAAAUUGGUAGGAUGAGCCGCGCUCAAGAUUUGAACAGGAACCGGACUCUCGUCGAUGGGACUUCGCCUCGCUUGCGACUUCGGCAGUGCUCUAUGGGUGCGAACUGCCAGGGUGGACUCGUUGUUGCCCCUCAGUCUCACUCCUCCCCCUCUCUGGUCUCCCACUUGAAUUCCUCCCUGCCUCCCCUCUUGCUUUCAUCCCGCAUUGUUGUCUCUGUCUUCUGAAUAUUCACCAUGUCUCUCCACCGCAACCCCCCUUUCCGCGUUGAGCAUCUCGGCUCUCUCCUCCGUACCGAUGAGCUUCUCAAGGUCAAGACCGCCUUUGAGAAGGGAGAGGCUACCCAGGCCGACCUCGAGGCCGUCGAGAAGAAGGACAUCAAGGAGGUGGUCGAGCUCCAGAAGCAGCUGGGCUACCCAGCUCUCUCCGACGGAGAGUACUGCAGACACAUGUUCUGGGGCUCGUUCUUCCCCGGCCUCGAGGGAUUCGAGGAAGUCUCAGACCCCGACCCAGAGGUGUUCCGCCCCUACGCCCCCGAUGUUGCUGCCUUCCUUGAGGCCGGCCACAAGCCCGGGGAGAGUGUCUUCUGCACCGGAAAGAUCAAGCACGUCGGCAGCACCUACGUUGACCAGUUCAAGUACCUCGCUAGCCUCGUUGCCCCCGAGGAGGUCAAGAACCUGAAGCUCACCCUCGCCGCUCCCAACUGGUACCACCUGCGUUACCGCGAGGGUUACGCUUACCCCAAGGACGUCUACAGCAACGUUGACGAGUACUUUGCCGACAUUGCCAAGGCGUACCAGGACGAGCUGAAGAUUCUGUACGAUGCCGGCUGCCGUAACGUGCAGUUCGAUGACCCCAACCUUGCCUACUUCUGCUCCGACAAGAUGCUCCAGGGCUGGAAGGAGGACUCCCUCAACACCCUCACCGCCGACGAGACCUUCGAGAAAUACAUCAAGCUCUACAACGACUGCCUCGCCACUCGCCCCUCAGACUUCCACAUCGGCGUCCACCUCUGCCGCGGCAACUUCGUCGGCAGCCGCCACUUCUCCGAGGGCGGCUACGACCGCAUCGCGACUAAGCUCUUUAAAGAGCUCGACGUCGACACCUACUACCUGGAGUACGACACCCCCCGCGCCGGCGGCUUCGAGCCCCUCAAGGAGCUCCCUCCUCAUAAGAACGUCAUCCUGGGUAUCGUGACCUCCAAGUUCCCCGAACUUGAGGACAAGGAGGAGAUGAAGAAGCGUGUCUACGAUGCGGCCAAGUUCAUUGCUGAGGGUAACGGUGUUAGCGUCGAGCAGGCGCUCAACCAGGUUGGUGUGAGCCCGCAGUGCGGAUUCGCUUCUCACCGUGAGGGUAACGCGAUUGACCGCAACGGUAUGAUUGCCAAGCUGAAGCUUGUCCGUGACAUUGCCAACGACAUCUGGCCUGGGCAGCAGUAAUGCAGUAAUUGUAGCCUAAAUAUAUUGAAGACAUGAUAUGUGAUGAUAUAGCUGUACAUAGAUUCAACUUACCCGAUGCGCUUGCGAGUUCAACAUAGCACGAGGAUACGAUUAUGAUUUAAGAAAAAGUGAUACAUUACCAGAAACUGAGACGAUAUUAUGAUAAUUAGGUAGCUGUACAAGUGCAGGGAUUAGGCAAGAUAUAUGUUGUACGUAUAUGCUGGUCAAUUUCCAUCUAUUGCAUGCUUUCCUUCUACGAGACACGAAAACAAGCCAACGACACAACAAGGAAAUCACGUAAAGGAUUAAAACGGGGUAUUGGACGAAACCCAAGGAACAGUGGGAUAUCAUAAGAAAGUGAGUAAAGGGGGGAAUGGUAGAAAGAUAAAAUCGCAAAUGCAGGACAAAUGAAAAGAAUCGAAUCCAAAGGCUGCGUCUUCUGUCAUCAAAACGGACAUUCAACAAACAAAUGGGAUGGUAUGAUUUGGAGCGGCAAGGCAAGGCGGUGUUGUUAUACAUGAGGGCUGUGUAACCCAGACUGGAGGAAAUCGUAGAUCAUUUCGGGGGUGAUUGCGAGGUCUUGACGUUGUUUGAAAGCCAAGCCUACAUGCUGUUAGAUGGGAAAUGUCGGAUUCGAGAGCGAGACUUACCAGUCCUUCGAAAAUACCAGUGCCAUCCGUAGCAACGCUAGGCGCAACAUACCAUGUCUUAUCCUUGAUCUUGUGGAGUUGGAGAGCGCUCGUGAUCUCAUCCGGGCUCAAAUCUGCAAAGGUUAGCGAGGGCAGCGUUCCUAGAAAGGAGAGUAACAUACGUCCAGGAACGUCCUGCUUGUUUGCAAACACAAGCAAAAGGGCGUCUUUCAUUUCGCGAUCGUUGAUGAUCUUGUGUAGUUCGGAGCGAGCCUCCUCCAACCGAGUGGUGUCGCUCGAGUCCACGACGAAGAUCAGUCCUUGCGUGCCUAUGAAGUGUAUACGUAUCAGCCCUCGCCAUAUCAGCUCUGGAUCGGUAGUCGUACCGGAAUAGUAGUGUCUCCAGAGGGGACGGAUCUUGUCCUGACCGCCCACGUCCCAUACGUUGAACUUCACGUUCUUAUACGUAACACUCUCGACGUUGAACCCGACGGUAGGAAUUGUGGUGACAUCUUGGUUGGUGAGUUUCAAUUUGUAGAGGAUUGCUGAACGACUGUUGGUUAGUGUUCCCAUGGCCCAAAG